AUGCAGUGGAGACGCCGCCAUUGUUGCGCGCACGCGGCCAAGCGCGUCUACUUUGUCUCGCUGCUGGGCGUUUUGGCGUUUAUAGUCCACCAGGUGUGGCUGCCCAAGCUCGCCGCCGGGCCCUGGCGGAGGGGCAGCCCCGUGGUGCGCCGAGGUGGGGGGCCGCCGGUCCUCAAGGCGAGGGGGAACGCCAGCGCCCAGCAGGUGGCGUGGAGGUUCGUGAUCGUUCCCCGGCCGAGUCUGAAGACGGAGGCUAACGGCAGCUCGCCCGCUGGUCGGCGGGUGGUGCCUCUGCGUGGAAGCGGCGAGCGUUUUCACAUCGCUGCCGCAGCCGCCGAAAACGCCACCCGAAGGGAGGAGGGCGACCUCGGCGGCACGGUGGCGCCCGGGCCUUUCCCGUACGUCAUCAACGAGCCGGACAAAUGCGCCCGGGGCCAGCCGGCGCCUUUCCUGGUUCUGCUGGUCACCACGGAGGCCAGGCAGGUGGAGGCGAGGAAUGCCAUCCGGCAGACGUGGGGCAACGAGAGCGUGGCCCCGGCCCUGCGCCUGGUCCGGCUCUUCCUGCUGGGCAAGAAGGACGGCGAGCUGGGGCGCCUGCAGCAGAGCGUGCUGGAGGCCGAGAGUCAGAGGCACCGGGACAUCAUCCAGCAGGACUUCCUGGACUCCUACAACAACCUGACGGCCAAGACGCUGAUGGGCAUGAACUGGGUGGCGGUGCACUGCCCGCGGGCCAGCUACGUAAUGAAGACCGACAGUGACGUGUUCGUCAACACCGAGCACCUCAUCUACAAGCUGCUGCGGCCCGAGCUGGAGCCCAGGAGGAACUAUUUCACGGGCAGCAACAUGCGAGGGUUCGCGCCCAACCGGAACAAGGACAGCAAGUGGUACAUGCCCCCGGAGCUGUACCCCGGCGAGAAGUACCCCACCUUCUGCUCGGGCACGGGCUACGUCUUCUCUGGCGACGUGGCCGCCAAGGUCUACGGGGCCUCUCUGAGCACCCGCCGCCUGCACCUGGAGGACGUCUACGUGGGGGUGUGCCUGGCCAGGCUCCGCAUCGAGCCGGCGCCGCCGCCAAACGGGUUCCUCUUCAACCACUGGCGGGUGUCGUACUCCAGCUGCAAGUACAGCCACCUGAUCACGUCGCACGGGUUCCACCCCAACGAGCUGCUCAAGUACUGGCACCACCUUCAGAGCAACAAGCGCCAGGCCUGCGCCGGCGCCUUCAAAGAGCGCGGGGGGGGCCGGGCCGGCCUGGCUCAUGCACCCAAUCGCCUGGUGGCGCGGCCCGACAACGGUCCGAUCGAGCACAUUCCUUCAUCUUGA
Menidia menidia (Atlantic silverside) is the source of this 1323-nucleotide messenger RNA. Lineage: Eukaryota; Metazoa; Chordata; Actinopteri; Atheriniformes; Atherinopsidae. The record is from the annotation of a GenBank genome assembly.